AUGUUGGGAAAAAACAAAAAACCAAAAAAAAAAAAAUUUAAAACCACCACCCUCCCUGCACUCACCCAUUCCCCGGACCUUCUUGCCUCUGCCCUCCUGGUCUGGACCUCCCUCAACUCUGACCCAGGGUGGGGGAGGAAGCCAGGGGGUGGGGUGGCCCUGGGGACCUGCUCCAGGUCCCUACCUCCUCUCCCAGUGCCGGGCUGGGUGGGGUGUCAGGUUUAUUUAUGUACCUCUUGCACACUCAUCAACCUAUGCAAGUCCCCCAUCCCGGCCCCUCCAUGUUUCUGUGCCUUUGCUCAUUCCCCUCCAACUCCCAGGGCUUCUCCAAUCCUCCUCCUAGCCCGGGGAAGUGGGAUGGACAGGGGCCACCUCGAUUUUUGGAAUCAGCAGGGUGUCCCUCUUAAGAGACCCUCACCUCCUCCCAGCCAGUCCUGUCUUGUUCACUACCCAUCAGGGUGA
Messenger RNA from Rangifer tarandus platyrhynchus (Svalbard reindeer), 462 nucleotides. Lineage: Eukaryota; Metazoa; Chordata; Mammalia; Artiodactyla; Cervidae. The record is from the annotation of a GenBank genome assembly.